AAAAAACAAAAGUCCAACCAACACUGUCUCCAGAAGGGAAAGUUGGGUCUAAAAAACCUACUGUCCCACUAACACUGUCUCCAGAAGAUAAGAAUGGGGCUAAAAUUCCACCAGUCCCACCAACACUGUCUCCAGAAGAGAAAGAUGGGGCUAAAAAACCAACAGUCUCAGCAACACUGUCUCCAGAAGGGAAAGAUCGGUCUAAAAAACCAACAGUCCAACCAACACUGUCUCCAGAAGGGAAGGAUGGGGCUAAAAAACCACCAGUCUCACCAACACUGUCUCCAGAAGAAAAGGAUGGGAAUAAAAAACCAAAAGUCCAACCAACACUGUCUCCAGAAGGGAAAGUUGGGUCUAAAAAACCAACAGUCCCACAAACACUGUCUCCAGAAGAGAAGAAUGGGGCUAAAAUUCCACCAGUCCCACCAACACUGUCUCCAGAAGAGAAAGAUGGGGCUAAAAAACCAACAGUCUCAGCAACACUGUCUCCAGAAGGGAAAGAUCGGUCUAAAAAACCAACAGUCCAACCAACACUGUCUCCAGAAGGGAAGGAUGGGGCUAAAAAACCACCAGUCUCACCAACACUGUCUGCAGAAGAGAAGGAUGGAAAUAAAAAACCAAAAGUCCAACCAACACUGUCUCCAGAAGAGAAGGAUGGGGCUAAAAUACCACCAGUCUCACCAACACUGUCUCCAGAAGAAAGGAUGGGGCUAA
Poeciliopsis prolifica (blackstripe livebearer) is the source of this 714-nucleotide messenger RNA. Its product is annotated as transcription factor SPT20 homolog. Lineage: Eukaryota; Metazoa; Chordata; Actinopteri; Cyprinodontiformes; Poeciliidae. The record is from RefSeq and is a predicted model, not a curated record. The transcript has 15 exons. The coding region runs from base 94 to 714 and encodes 206 amino acids.